Messenger RNA from Camellia sinensis, 435 nucleotides. Lineage: Eukaryota; Viridiplantae; Streptophyta; Magnoliopsida; Ericales; Theaceae. The record is from RefSeq and is a predicted model, not a curated record.
AUGAAUGUUAUGGAAAUUCCCGAAGGGUACAUAUUAGGUCGAUGGAGAUUGGAUGCAAAAGAUUGUGAAGUUGAAGAGGAAAAUGUUAUAAUGGAUGAGGAUGAUCCGAAAUUGUUAAUAUUAGCACGUUAUAGAGAUCUUUGUCCAAGAAUGGUGAUACUAGCAACUCAAGCAUCCGUGCAUAAACCUGCCUAUCAAUUGGUUGAUGAAGGGAUUAAGGAAUUGUGUAUAAAAGUGAAUAAUAUGAUAAAGGGAAUUGGAAAUUUUGGUAUCAAAGAAUUAGAUGUGGAUGACCCCAACUUUGCACAAGUUAAGGGCAUAAAGAAGAAAGAUGUUGGACACAAAGGGAGAGAACUUGAUUACGACGAUCGGGAAUCUGCACUGGUUGUUCUUCGUAAGAGAGAUCUUCUUGAACUUCCUAGUUCUCAUAGUUGA